CGAAGUGCUCACGAAGCGUGUCUAGCUUCCAACGAUAAAUAGUGGCGAUUUUCAUGACAGUGAAAAUUAAUAUCGCGCGCGUUCGAGUGAAUUGGGAAAGGAAUUUUCGACGCAAUUGUCAGCGUGAAUAUGUGCUAGCCGUGAAUGUCAGGCACAAUAAAUUUCUCCAGCGAUAAGAUCAACUUCCUAGUCUAUCGAUACCUACAGGGAUACGAGAACAGUUUUAUUUUCCUUUCACUUGCGCGGUGAGAACUUGUUACAGUUCCAACACGCCUCAUUCAUCGAUGAAUUAGCCAAAUUCGAUAGCAAAGUAUACCUAAUACUUUGAUGAUAUCAGAAUGCAAAAAAUUUAAUGAUGCAAAGCGUCUCUGAAUCGAGACUGCGAUUGUUGUAGUUGCAAGAAUUAUCAAUCCUUUGUGUCCUGGAUUGAAAUAGUGCUGAAAUACUACAUCUAUUACAAUUUAUUACAAUUUAUUACUAUUUAAUCUUUCAAAGAUAUUUUCUAUAUGAAAAUGUUGAUAUGCGAAGUCUGCAAUUGCACUGAUUUUUAUAAAGCGUCUGGUUAUUUCUUUUGCGCAACAUGUCAAACGCAAAGUCAGGAUAUCAGGGAAGAAGUAGAACUAGAACUGCCUAUAGAAAAUACUGUAAGAUUGCGGAAAACGAGAAUUCGUCGCAUAAGAAGUGACAAAACGGACAAGGAACUUGGAUGGACAUCUUGGGAACUAUAUAAUUUUGUCUUAAUAGGCUUAACAAAUGAACUUGUUGAACUUGGUGUAACAGCUGAUAUAAAAAUAACAGUGUUGGAACUAUGGGCAAGGUAUUUAGGAAAAUUGGAAGUAGCUUUUACAUCCACAAAAAGAAAACUAGUGCCGAAACUAGCCAGGAGUUACAAGAAAAGAGAUGCUGAAAUUAUAUAUGGCAAAAUUUUAUCACAAAAAAGAGCUAGAAAACGGAAAAAAACUAGUGUAACAGAUUCAACAGCUUCUACCUGUUUGAGCGAAGAAACUUCUUUGAGAGAAUUGAAUCGUAAUAAGAAACUUAUGAUUACUGCGGAUUAUGACAGAUUUGUACAGUCACAAGCAAGUUCUGAAAGAGAUACAUUCAGUACAUUUAGUCAAAGUGUACAUAGUGUGCAGUCUACUGCAAAACAAUCUUAUGAAAAUAGCAGAUUACAAUUUAAUUUUUCUGCUAAGGAAGAAGCAAAAAGAGUAAAAAAUUUGGCAAAAAAAAUACCAAAACACAAACGCAGCAAAUACAAGCGAAAUCAUGUAACAACUCAAUAUAAAACAGGACCAGAAUUAAUUACACCAGCAAAAUUAUGGGCAAUCUUGUAUUUAGCUUUAAGGAUUCAUAAUCAGGACAUACAUUUAGGAGAUAUGCUAAGAUACGGGAGAGAAGGGCAUUUAUCUUAUUACAAGUUGAAUCACUUGAUACCUCCUGAAGUAAUUUUAACAGGAAGUAAUAUAAAUUUUUUAUCACGGGUUACUGACAUAACACAUAAGGGUAUGAGACAAAUAAUAGGAAGAAUGGCGAAAUUUCUAGGAGUUGUGAAAAUAAUAUGUCCAGAUUUUUUAUCGAUUAUCAAUCGAUAUUGCAAUGAAUUAGAUCUACCAAGGGGUGUAUCGUUGUAUGCAGAAAGAUUAGUAGCUUUAGCUCCGCCAAAAAUGAAAUUUUACAAUAAAUCCUGCAUCCCCAAUUAUGAAGCUCGUGCCAUGGCAUUUAUUAUUGUGGUACUGAAAAUAUUAUUGGGUUUAGAUGGCAUUACAGAAUAUGAAAUGAGUAAUGUUGCUGAACGGAUUAAUGGUGUAAUCGCUGACGAAGGCAUUUGUGAUAUGAAACUAUUCAGUUUUCGAGAAUGGCAGAGAUACAUUGAAGGUAGAAAGGCUGUUUUAAUGAAUGUGCACUGUCCCACCAAAUUAAAAUACAGACCAAACAUUCCGGACGUUAAUAGCUCGUAUAUUAAAUUUUUGGAAUCUAUUGAUUCCAAAGUAGACAGAGAAGAGCCUGAGAUAACUACACAUAAACAUUUAAUAUCACGUGAACUUGUUGACGCAAUGAAACAGUGUAUCACCAAUAUAAGUUACAUUAAUUUACCAUUGAAUGAGGAAAAUAAAUUUCCUCCAUCGUUAACGCCCCAUCACUCGUAUCUUCAACAAUUGUUAGAACAUACGCUGCAUGAUGUUCCAAGCAUACUCCGAAAUGGCUUUUCUUCUACAAAAAUUGGAUAUAUGACAAAACCAGAAUUUAUUUACAAAUUAACUUCACAAUAUGAUAUACAAUUAGAUUUUGUUCAUUCAAAUUUGCAUUUCAUCGAAAAGACUGUAUCACUUUUUGAACAAACAAAAAUAUCCAGUGCAAAAAAUUUGGAUGAUGACAUUGCAGUACAAGAUUUUGUGGACAAAAGUAGUACAGAAGAUAUCGAGAGAAAUGAAGAUUUUGUUAAUUAUUUGGAUAGAAAAGGACCCUGUCAGCUUCAAAUAGAUAUGAAGAAAAGACAGUACUUUGACUAUAUGCAAAACAUAAUUACGGAUGUGAAAAGUGAUCCCCCAUCAGCAUGGUCUAAUGAAUUUAUAUUUGACGAAAUUCUUCCGGAUGGAAAAUUGUCGAUUUCAGACAAAGAUAAUAAUGAAGAUAGAGACAAUGAUACAUAUUUAAAAGACAUUGUUCCUGAAGAAACAAAAUUGUUACUCAAUAUUUGUAAAACAUACGCUAUAAAUCUUUCAGAUGCGGAAAAGAAAGGUACGUUUCAAGAUUUAAAUUGUACGAAACAACAGAAACGCAAACAUUUUAGAAAUGCGCAGGGUAAAUUUGUCAAACACAGUGCUAUCUCUACCAAUCAAGACAAAAAGCCAAACAAAGAUGAAUAUGAAAGGGAUGCUGAAUUGAUUUCAUCAGAAAAUCUUGAAACCAAAAAUUUAUUACCCGAGAUAUCUGACAUUUUAAAUUUGAGUAUUAAUGCAUCUGUCUUUGAUAAUCUCGAGAUAAGUGAAUAUAGUGUGAUUGAUCAAUCCAAAGAUUAUCAGAAAAUGUUCGAAUCAGCAAUUGAGGACUCUCUCUUUAACGUAUUGGAUAAAAAAUUGAAUAUUGAUUCAAAUAAAUCAAAUAAAAACAAUGUCCUUAGAUUGUUCACACCUUUCAAAAAUUAUUGGAUGUAUCAUUGCAACUUCAGCCGUGUAAAAUUAAAGAAUUUUGAAUUACUUGAGAAAAUGCUGCCACGGAGUUUUCGAUGGUUACUGAAUGAAUGCGCGACCAUUAUUGAAAUGUCAACAGAAGAUCUCUAUAGAGAAGUAUGCCUUGUUGAAGCUUAUCACGCCCAAGUCUCAAAGCAGCUUGAAACAUAUAUGUCAGAUGUAACGAGUACCGAAGAUUGCAACGACCAAACGUAUACCAAUGCAAUUUUAAGAGAAUGGUAGGGCAAAAUAAUGAUCUUGUCGAUUUAACUGAUACAAAUUACAAUCUGUGAUAUUAUAAUUGUAUAUAAUUAUGUAUGUUACAGUUAUGUAUCAUUAUUAAAAUUACGAUAUUUUUAUACACGA
Linepithema humile (Argentine ant) is the source of this 3536-nucleotide messenger RNA. RefSeq names its product TATA box-binding protein-associated factor RNA polymerase I subunit B (gene TAF1B). Lineage: Eukaryota; Metazoa; Arthropoda; Insecta; Hymenoptera; Formicidae. The record is from RefSeq and is a predicted model, not a curated record. Gene Ontology annotation, cellular component: RNA polymerase I core factor complex; RNA polymerase transcription factor SL1 complex. Gene Ontology annotation, molecular function: RNA polymerase I core promoter sequence-specific DNA binding. Gene Ontology annotation, biological process: nucleolar large rRNA transcription by RNA polymerase I; RNA polymerase I preinitiation complex assembly.